Trypanosoma theileri is the source of this 4065-nucleotide messenger RNA. RefSeq lists its product as uncharacterized. Gene Ontology annotation, cellular component: protein phosphatase type 2A complex; cytoplasm. NCBI's taxonomy places the organism in Eukaryota, Euglenozoa, Kinetoplastea, Trypanosomatida, Trypanosomatidae. Gene Ontology annotation, biological process: protein dephosphorylation. Gene Ontology annotation, molecular function: protein phosphatase regulator activity. The annotation marks the transcript as partial. The record is from RefSeq and is a predicted model, not a curated record. The transcript has a single exon.
AUGAACAAUAACACAGUGGCUCUCUCCGUUGUGGAGGAUCUUAUUCACUGGCCCCUUCCCCCUGCAGAUCCCACAGAAUCCCCAGCCAGCGGGAGUACAAGUACAACGAACCCCACCGCAAACCCCAACAAUGUGAAUAUAGUCUCCUUCGAUGCCUUACUCUCUGCAGGCGCCUCAGAGGAAUUAGAUGAGGAACCACGCGAACGACAACAAUUACGAUAUGAAGCCGUUAGACGUUUACCGGCGUUAGUGCGGGCAAUGGGAUCUCAAUGGGCAAAGAUGGAAGUCAUUCCAUAUAUGCUGCGAUGUAUGGAAGAGGAAGAUGCGGAAUUGAGUUUUGCGACUGGUAUGGCUUUGAUGGAUCUCGCAACCGGACCUGUGGUGAGUUCAUCCCAACUGCAUUCCUCGCCAACACCUGCGGCGUGUGAAAUGCGUACAGAGAGACUUUUUCUUGAUAUUACACGUCCACUCUCAUUACCGAAUCUUCUUCCUGUAUUAGUACGAAUGAGUGCCUCUGCAGAUGCGGGUGUACGGCUUUUUCUUGUGGAAGUUGUUAUUCCAACACUUUUCUUUGGGGUAUCAUUGGAACGAACAGUGGAUUUACGUGAUUGGGAAUCUAAAUAUCUCAAACUGCGAUCACAUGAUAGAGAUGAAAAUGAAACAGGUGAAGAAUCAAAGAUAACAUUUGAUGUGAAUAAUCCUACUGGUAUUCAUACUUCUGCAGGUAUUAGCAGUCAUGGUAGAAGUUCAACAUUUGAGAAUCGGCGACCACUCACAAGUAGUAGUAGUGUUGGUGUGGGAAUGGAACGCCUUCAACAGCAUGAUCAUAAUAAUAGUAAUAAUAAUAACAGUAGUAGUAAUUCAACUGCUGCUGCUGGUGGUCGUCGUAAUAGUGGAGUUAACGCUGCGGUGUGGGAUCCUUUUCAAAUUAAUCUUUAUGCAAACCGUAUACGUAGUGCUAUUGCCACUUAUCUCCGUGAUGUUAUCUCUGAUAGUAGUGAAAAGGAUGGAAAUUCUGGACCAAUGAUGGCCAUGUAUGGUAAAUCUAUUGGACCAAGUGAUUAUUUAGAUCAUAGAGAUCGACGUGAGGCAUUUCGGGCUAGAUGGAAUUUAUUAAUAGGACUUAUGGAAUCUAUGCUUAAAUCUCAAUAUGCUACUACAGUAAGUACUGGAGUAGAAUGUAUUAGUAAUAUAUUUUCAUGUAUUUCAUGGGUGACGAAUGCGGAAAAUUAUCAAAAAACUGUACAGAAAUCAUCCUUUGUUCGAUCUCUAGAAGAACUUGUAUCGUUUACAUUUACUACUACACGAACUCAUGUUGGUCGUGUUAUUCUAAGUGGAGCAGAAAAACCUUGUGAAGAUUUAAUGAUGCUUCUUUUUGAUAAUCGCUUAUUAACUGAAAAUGUUAUCUCUUCACCAUUAUUACCAUCUUCAUUAUCAUCCUCAUUAUCCUCUUCAUUAUCAUCAUCCUUUGUAGGUCCUAUUGUACUUGGAUCUGGUGGUCUUAGUUCAGCUGCUCGAGAAGUGUGGGAUCUUUGUUUAACUGGUAGUACACCUGUUAUGCAUCGUCUUGUACGUAUAAGUUUAUUACGAUCUUUACCGCAACUCAUUAACUGGUCUAGUGAUGCCGCUGUUCGUAAUAUAGAAAGAAUAUCAUCUGCUGUGGUUGCCUCUGGAGAAUCUAUAGGAGGAUUGAGUUUCUUUUCGGUAUGUCACAUCUUUACACAAGCACUUACUCCUCCUGUUCAUGAUCUUGGGAAAUAUGAACGUGAUGUGGAUGAUUAUGAUAGUAAUAGUAAUAGUACCAGUUUAGAUGAUAGAGGUGAAAAUAAUAAUAAUAAUAAUAAUAAUAAUAAUAAUAAUAAUAAUAAUAAUAAUAAUAAUAAAGUUGUAGGGCAUGAAGGUACUACUACUACUACUACUACUACUACUACUACUGCUCCUACUACUAUAUUGAUCUUUGAGAGUGAUGUAUGUCAUGAUUAUGGAAUAGCAGAAGCCGUUCUUGAUGGUGUACAAUAUUUAUUUAGUGAACUUUUACAUCCACAUACAGUAGAAGAUUUUCUACGAUCUCCACAUCGUCGUCAACGUUUACAACAACUCACUAAACUCUAUAAUGAGUGUAUAGUGCAUAGUGUUACUUUACCCUCAUGGCGUACGCGUUGGCUCACCACUCAACGUUUACCGCAACUCACCACAUCCUUCAUGUUAUUACUCAAUCGUUUAAAAGGACAUAAAAGUGUAGAGGGAUCAUUAUUAGUAGAUUCUACGGUAGUUCGUUUGUGUACAUUACAUAUAGAGCAAUGGUCCUCCACUCCUGGUGGAAGUGAUGGUUGUUUGAAGGAACUUGUACAGGAUGAAGAGGAAGAAGUGCGUAGUGUAGUGGCUUUGUGUGCAGCUCGUGUUUUUUGUGCAUUAGGACAAGGAAUGAUGCGUCUUGUUUUUCCGAAUGGUAUAGUGAUGGAUAUGAAAUCCUCUCAACAACCAAUAGGAGGAAAUGAUGGAAGCAGAACUACUAACAAUAUUACUACUACUACUACUACUACUAACACUAAUACGAAUACUAAUACUAAUACUACACGUGGAAUAGAUGGAUUAGGUACUCGACAUGUAGAUCCUCAUAAUCCAGGCACAUCACAGAAUGAUAUGAUGAUGAUGAAGAAUAAUAAUAGUAAUAGUAGUAGUAAGAAUAAUGACAAUCAUCAGGAGUCUCAUACGGGUACGGCGUUACUUUCUGUGAAUACAUUAAUGAAAUACCUUCCAACUCUUCUUGAUGCUAUUCUCUCUUGUUGUUUAUGUUUACUACGUGAUCCGGAAGAACGCGUACGGGCGGGUGCUGCCGCUGGACUCUCUGCUCUUGCCCGUACAUUAAGUAACAUGAUAACUGUAUGUGAUCUACAUAUACAAGAUAUUGGUAAAACCACCUGGCUUCGAUAUCUAGAUCGCACCACCGCAUCUCUCAUGACAUUAUUGAAUGAUAAUAGUCCAACUGUUCAAUUAGCUCUGGUAUCGGAGUUAGCGGCUCUUCUCACCAGUUCAGCAGCAGGUGCUGGGAGACUGGCAGCGACUAUGGGUGGACGACAAGUAGAUGAAGCCACACAAGUACGUGAAGGGGCAUUAGUGGCAUGUUUACAAAGUCUUGCCCGACAUGAAGUUUGGCGUUAUCGUGCCCGUUAUGCCACUUUAUUAUCAGAGAUGUGUGUAAAGUUUCUUGCCCCGAGUUCAUUAGCCGCAGCAGAGGCGGCAGCGACGAGACGACAUCAUGUUCAUACAUUAGAAGUUAGUUUACGUGAGAAUAGUGUAUCGAGUGGUCGUCCAAGUGGGAUGGUGUUAGCAGAAGAUGGUGUUAAUCCACUACACCGAUUUGCAAAGAAGGAAUUACUUCCAUUACUGGUAGAUGUAUUGUUUGAUAAAGUAAAGGCAGUACGGGAUAGUGCAUUAGAGUCAUUACAACGAAUGUGUGAUCGACUUUCUGCGGCUCGUCUACAAUUAAUAAAUGCCUCACCUACACAUGAUCAUCUUCAUCAUGGUAUUAGUAAUAGUAAUAGUAGUAGUGCUUUUACAGGGACUCUUGGUGUUGGUAUGAGUGGGACUGGUACAAUGGGUCCUAAUAGUAAUAUCAACAUCAAUAGCAAUAAUAAUAAUAAUAAUAAUAAUAAUAAUAAUAAUAAUAAUAAUAAUAAUAAUAGUAGUAUGAAUAGACUUAAAUAUCAUGAUGAUGAUGUAUUCAUUAAUGAUACACUUUGGCCACUUAUUAUUAAUUCCCCUAAAGCUAUGGCAACCUACCUUAGUAGAAGUUCUCUACUUCGUAUUGCUAUUCGUUUAGGUGUGGAUAAGGAAUCUAUUUUACUUCCAUUGCUAGAUCAACUUGGGCACGACGCCGUAUUGAAUGUACGGCUUGUUGUGGCGAAGGAAUUAUAUGGUAUUCUCGCUGCUUCUUCUAAUGCAAAUACUACUGCAGCUGCUGCUGCAGCUGCUGGUGUAGUCUCUGGUUCCUCCAUCUUAUCAUGGGAAGGAAUACCGAAAGUGACAUUUACGCCGCAGGAGAAAAAUGGUGUGGUGUUGCAG